UUCACACAGUGAGUUUCAGCUCCAAGUGUACACAAAUAGGUGUACAUUUAAACCCAGUGUUAAUACACAAUACGUUUGGGUAUUGUGAUAGAAACAUUAUCUUCCCCUUUGCAGCUGUGUCCAAGAGACCACAAAAGAACAAAUGUUUUGAUGUAUGGAGAUUUGCAAUGAGAGAGCAAAAGUGAAACGAGAUCCCAGAGCAUUCAUGACUUUUCUAUUGACUCUCUCUCACCCCAUGCAAGGUGAAAAUAAACUCUGCACUACAGUCAUCAAACAGGACUGUUAUUUCUGUACCUGUAUAUGUUUGCUACACUCCACUUUUCAAGAUGAAUCCAGCUCAUGAGGACAUACUCCGACGACAUCGGACGGACAUUGUGAAAGUUUUAGACGUAGCUCACGUCAAAGACAGCCUCAUCGAACAUGGAGUCUUCAGCACGCAGCUCUGGGAUGAGAUUGAAAAGGCGGGAGGGGAGUCGAAGCGAGAAAAGGCGUCCAGGCUCCUAGACAGACUGCCGACUCGCGGCCCCAACGCUUUUUCAUGUUUCUGUGAGGCACUUAUGGCGGGGGAGUACGACUUUCUUGGGGAACAAUUGACAGAGGAAGCUGAACAGCAACAUGUACUAGAGUCUGUCCAAGCACGUGGAAGGAGAACACCAAGCUCUAGUCACCACUUCUUUGAGGAAGUAGCUGUAAAUGGCCAAGCUCAAACAAUGGACCAGUCUUUAAGUGGACAAAUCAACAACAUCAAGAAGGAAUAUCGGAAAUGCUUGUUAAGGGGGAAGGGAGUCACUCUUGUAAAAGCACUCAACAAAGUAAUCCACUUUAAAAAACUCAGAGGCAAAAGGGCAUCAGAACAGACAGUAACGUCCCUGAAAUACAUCAAAGAAGCAUUAAAAAGUCCCUCAUUUGAUGAAUCCAAUGUGUCUGCUCUGACAGACUUUCUGGGCUUAGUUGAGAAAUUGAAGCACAUCAGAGAUGAGUUACAAAAAGACGGGUCAGUUCCUGACUAUGUAACCAAGCUGACUUCUAUGUUAGCAGAAGGAGCUGACUUCUCCACUCUCUAUAACACAACUCUUGACAUAGGCUUGGAUUAUCUGAGAGAUUUUGGCAUGCAAGGGAUGGAUGCUGCUAGUAAAUCCAAGUUUGGCUCAGUUUUGGUCCUCAUCCCUUAUCUCUGUGACCUUUCUGAACAAGCAGUCCAACUGACAAAGAGACGUGUUGCAGACAGAGUGGACAACUCACCUUCAAGUGAGGCUGAAAGGAUGGAGCCAUUCAGUGACGUGGUUGUAGAGGGAGUGGCGAUGUCACCCUACCCUGAACAGGACGAGGUGUUCUUACCUGAAGGCCAAUCUUCUGCAAGGAGCUACGUGGACAUAGAAGGCACCAUGAUGUCCAGACUUGACCGUGCCUCAGAGAGAAUCAGCCGGCUCGAACAAACACAGAUCCGGUACUCUCAAGACAGGGACCGCACCAGCAAUGGUAUUCUAGAGGAGAUAAAAAAACUGAACUCCAAGAUGGACGUACAGGCUUUGAAGAUCGACCAGAUGGAUAAGAAGAUAGAACAGCAGUCACUACUACUGCAGCAAAAUGAGGACAUCAAGGCUAGUCUGUUUGAUGUGUCCAACCACCUUGAGUACAUAAAGAAGGCCCUGGGAGGACAGACAGAGAAAAAGACUGUACUAGAGGCCAAGGUUAGCAGCCUGGAAGGGAGAGUGUUGAAUCUUCUAGAGCAGGAGAUUGACAGAUCCAAACUGAUGGAGGAAAUAAAGGGUGUAGAAAGUGAAGUAGUUGAGCUGAAGGAGUGGUUCCAGGAUGGGGACCUGUACAUCACAGAAAGGUUAGAACAGAUGAACAGGCACCUCCUGGAUGUGCUGCUGAAACUGGAAAGGGAUUCUUUAGGUCGACAACUCUCUACAGCUAUAGACAUGGUAGAAAAACAACUAAAGUUCAAGGAAUUCACACGGUUUGCCCGCAUGUUGGGAUUCUCUGACCAAGAGAGCACCAAAAUCCGCAGCGCUGCACGAGACAAUUUUGGCCAACAGAAGUCUGAACUCCUUCGGAAGUGGAGGGAAAAGAAUGGCAGUAAUGCCACAGCAAAGCACCUUGAGCAGGCGUGUAGGAGCACUGGUCUAUCCACCCUGGCAGACAAGAUUUCACGCAUCUCUGGUGCUCCAAGUGCAGCUCAUGCAGUUAGACUGCCAUCAUUAACAGGUGGACAGGGAAAUCCAAACAGACCAGUGGUCAGGAAGACCAGCUAUCAGGAAUUAAAAGACAGCCUUAUUGAGCAUAGAAUCUUUGACAUUGACCAAUGGGAACAGAUAGAAAAGUCAGGGGACGGAACAGAGCGUGGCAAGGCUUCGGCGCUUAUGGACAAACUGCCGCGAAGUGGGCCCAAGGCUUUUUGGUGUUUCUGUGAGUCACUGAUGACCGGAGGGUAUGACUUCCUUGGGAAACUGCUCAUAGAGGAAGCUUUAUCCGGGCAGAUAACUCGCAUCAGGAGCGACUAUGGGAAAUGCGUGUCUAGGGGAAAAGGAGCGAUUGUGUUAAAGGCAUUCAAGAACGUUGCUCACUGUAUAAAGACUGGAGGCAACAAAGUAUCAAAGCAAAAAAUAACAUCGCUGAAACACAUCAAAGAUGCUCUAAAAAGUGAUUUGUUCGAUGAAUCCAAUCAGUCUAUUCUAACUGAAAUCCAGAAUUUAGUUGAAGAAUUGAAGAACAUCAAAGAACACUUUGCCAAAUGCAAAGAAGUUUCCGAACACGAGAAAGUAAAAAGGCAGCCACGGGUGCGGAGAAAACCGUCUCUCACGAAUAUGCGGAUGCUCCAAGACAACAAAGAGGUUUUGACAGGACAGUCAGCGGUCGUGGCUAAAGUAAGCGAUUUGGAGCGGAAAGUGCAGAAUCUCCGAGACCAACCUCUGGACAUGAGCGACAUGGUCAACCUCGUGGAGGAAAUUGAGAGCAUACAAAAGGAAGCUGGUAACCUGAGGGCCUUGCUUACAAAAGAUUGGCCUGAAGCUAUCGCGCUACAGCUAGAAAACAUUGACCAAAUCCUGAAGGACGUACUGUCGAAGAUUGCCGUAGCCCAGCCAGGUGUCAUGACUAUUGCUGAAGUGAUAGAAAACAGCAUCAGUGUCACCUGGGCAGAAGCACCGGGAGCCAAAGACAGCUACAGUAUCAGCAUCAGUCCUGCUACCGGUGUCACCAACCCUAUUGGAAGUGUGGACGCUGGAGCCACACUAGAGUACACCUUCACUGGUCUGACAGCAGGAACCCUGUACACCAUCAGUGUUGUAACUGUCAGUGGCAGAGUGAACAGUGUGGCAAGAACAGAGACACAGAGGACAGAUCCAGAAACCCCUGUUGGACGCAUAGUCAGGAAUAUUAACGCCAUCAGGGAGGAAUAUAAGGAAGUGCUGAAAAUGAGAAAAUUAACCCUGUUUGAAGCCUUGAAGAAAGUAGCAAAGAGUAAGCUCGUAAAGAGUCAAAGUAGUAAGCUCGGAAAGAGUCAAAGUAGUAAGGCAUCAUCAGUAGAGAAAGUAACAUCUUUGAAAGACAUCAAAGACUUCCUGAAAGAUUGCCCGCGUAAAGAGCAGUCGCCUAAAAAGCAGUCGCCUAAAGAGCAGUCGCCUAAAGAGCAGUCGCUUGAUGAAGAGCAGUGGGCUCUGAGGGAUAUUUUGGGAUUGGUUGAGAAGUUGAAGCACAUCAGAAACGAGUUAAAAGAAUACCGCCCUGUUCAUGGACUUAUGACAGAAUUGAAUUCCAAGUUGGCAGAAAAAGCCGAUUUCUCCACUCUCUAUGACGAAGUAGAGAACGGAAGAGGCUUGAAGUACGUAAAUGAUUUUGAGCUUGAUUGGGUAGCUAAAACGGACAUGUCAAAAAAGGUUGGCUCUGCUUUGGUCCUCAUCCCCUAUCUCUGUGACAUUUCUGAACAAGCUGUUCGGGAGAUGAAGACACAAUCAAGUAAAGCACCCAGUGGAGCAAUUCCGAAGAAGAAGAAGUGA
Molecule: messenger RNA, 4001 nt
Organism: Branchiostoma belcheri (Belcher's lancelet)
Lineage: Eukaryota; Metazoa; Chordata; Leptocardii; Amphioxiformes; Branchiostomatidae
Exons: 17
Coding region: 327-4001 (1224 amino acids)
Biological process (GO): regulation of apoptotic process; signal transduction
Molecular function (GO): death domain binding; protease binding
Source: RefSeq, a predicted model, not a curated record